Molecule: messenger RNA, 1274 nt
Organism: Drosophila willistoni
Lineage: Eukaryota; Metazoa; Arthropoda; Insecta; Diptera; Drosophilidae
Exons: 2
Coding region: 44-1129 (361 amino acids)
Cellular component (GO): cytosol; nascent polypeptide-associated complex
Source: RefSeq, a predicted model, not a curated record
AACGCUUUCAUCUGAAACGAGAAAGAUUAGUGAGAGAAAAAUUAUGGAGAAAAAGAAUUAUUCCAAUAAAAUUGUUAAAAAACCCGAGAGCAACGACAACAAUAUGAUGAAAUCUGCUAAGCUAAAGAAACUUGAGGAUCAGGUACGGAUUGGUGGCAAGGGAACGGCUCGUCGUAAGCAUAAGCAUGUCCAGCGGACUUCAGGCUUUGAUGACAAACGUUUGCAAAGUACAUUGCAAAAGUUGGCUUUGACUCCAAUAAGUGACAUACAAAAUACUACCUUAACUCUGGACGAUGGCCGAGAAAUGGUUAUCAACUCGCCCAAAGUUCAAGGGUCGGUAGUCUGUAAUAUGUAUACCUUUAGCGGUGAAAUGUUCGAGGUUCUGAUGAAAGUACCAAACAAUGAUUCCAUAACUUAUAAGGAUGAGCUACAACGUAACUUACAGCAGAAGAAGCAAAAGCAACCACUAGAGGAAGAUGAUGAAGCUGAAGAAAAAAUACCGCUGCUGGUGUCAACUGCAAGAAAAUUGGAGACCAUUCAAGAGGAGGAUUUGAUGUCAAACGAGGAGAUAUUGAAAUUAGCUUAUACCAAGAAAGUCGAGAUAAACUGCAACAAGGAAGGCAACUGUCAGAAAAAUAAUGUGCAGCAACAACAACCACAACAAGAGCAACUUUCAAAGGACAAGAAAAAGAAGAAACCCAAAAAACCACGUGAUCGCAUUCGAUCACGCAAUAAGACUGUGGGCGAUGGUCUCGAUAAGGCAAAUUAUACUAAAAGCCUUGUCCUAUUGGAUGGAGCCGGCGAUGGACCAGGAAAUCAUUUAAACCAGAAUCAAAGCAACUUAAAUUCAACUGAUUGCAUUUCGAAAGGGAAUCCGGAUAAAACAAAUAUUUUUUCCGAUAGUUCCGAUAAGGAACAGACCAUAGUCAGUGAUAAUGAUUCAUUUAUCACUCUAUGUCCCAGCGAAGGUUCCGAUAUGGAACAGACCUUAGCUGGUGAUAAUGAUUCAGUUAUCACUCUAUGUUCUCACGAUAAGGGCGAUAAUAAGAUCGUCUCCAAUGGUGAGAAGCAAAUUAUGGGUAAAUCCACUUCCCUAGAUGCUGAGGAGGUCAAAAAUGAAGCCGAAUAGACCUGUUGUCGAAAAAAGAAGGGAAGAAUAGGAGGUGCAGAUGGGUGGGUUUGGCCAGCUAAUCAGAUGACUCACUGGCGUUCCAACAGAAGAGUAUAAAUAUUCAAUUCGAAUCAAAUGAAUAAAAUCAAAUGAAUGCAACAAA